Penaeus chinensis is the source of this 2304-nucleotide messenger RNA. RefSeq names its product putative inorganic phosphate cotransporter. Gene Ontology annotation, biological process: transmembrane transport; monoatomic anion transport. Bases 90 to 1661 code for a protein of 523 amino acids. The record is from RefSeq and is a predicted model, not a curated record. Lineage: Eukaryota; Metazoa; Arthropoda; Malacostraca; Decapoda; Penaeidae. The transcript has 11 exons. Gene Ontology annotation, molecular function: transmembrane transporter activity.
GUUUUGAUCAGUUACUAACUAGAGUGCAUUGAGUGAAGAAGUUCGACUGAUGUUCUUGUAACUUGAGUAUAAACAGGGGCGACAGUGAAAUGGCGUCCAGCCUAAACCUUGCCGAGCACAUGGAGGGAGUGGAAAAGGAGGGGAUAUUCGUCGUUGAAGACGGAAGGAGGAAUUCAACGGAGACAGCGAAUGGAAAUGAAACAAGUAAAAAAUGCUGGCCAGUUCGAUAUACUUUGGGACUGUUGCUGUUUUUCGGCCUUGCUGUCGAAUACUCGUUGCGCGUAAACCUGUCCAUCGCCAUCGUGGCCAUGGCAGGAACCACGGAGCUUCCUGACAACAGUAACUCGACUGCUGACAUAUGUCCAGUUGAAGGAAAUUCGACCGAUUCGGAGGAUAAAUAUACAGAAGGCGAGUUUGACUGGGACGAGAACACCCAGGGGCUCAUCCUAGGAGCGUUCUUCUACGGCUACACGUGCACCAACCUCUUGGACGGGCGGGCGGCAGAGUACCUGGGAGGGCGCCUGGUCUUCGGUCUCGGGGCGGUCGUCUCUUCGUGCAUAGCCCUCCUGUCCCCGCUCUGCGCCAGGACGUCCACCGGGUUCUUCGUGGCUUCUCGAGUCGCUAUGGGGAUCGCCCAGGGGGUGUCGUUGCCUGCAAUAAAUUCGAUCAUGGCGACGUGGUUUCCUCCUGAAGAAAAGGCAAAAAUCAAUCCCUUCAUAUACGGAGGCAUGCAGAUUGGCACCGUCAUUUCCCUGUCUGUGAGCGGCUGGUUAAUUUCCGUGGGGUUCCUUGGGGGUUGGCCUUCCGUUUUCUACGUCUUCGGGGCUCUGGGGAUAGUGUGGGGUAUUCCCUGGUUCCUCCUGACACACGAUAGGCCUGAGAAACAUCCUAGGAUUUCGCAGGCUGAACUGAGCUUCAUCCAAGGUCAUCAGGAAACCGUCAAGAAAGCAGAGAUAGUAUCGAUUUCCUGGAAAGAGAUCGUCACUUCCGGUCCAAUGUGGGCGUGUGUUUUCAUGAUGACUGGUGGUAGUUUUGGCUUCUACACCCUCUUAACGGAGCUGCCAACAUACCUUGCCAACAUCCAGCACUUCGAUAUGAAUAGUAGCGGUGUCCUCUCAGCCAUUCCUUACGUAAUGCUUUGGGUUUUCGGCAUCCUUUGGGGAUUCUUCAUGGACAGGCUCUUCUCUGCGGGUGUCCUGUCGAUCAGGACGAUCAGAAGGCUCUCCACUGCAGUCGCUCACUACGUACCAGCCGUCGCUCUGAUUGCAAUGUGCUUCGUUAACUGCAACUCUACGAUUGCAAUGGCAAUGUUGUGCAUGGCUUUAGGAUUCAAUGGCGCUUCCUACAGCGGAAACUCUCUCUCAGAACAGGACAUCGCCCCCAACCUGGCGGGGACGCUGCUGGGAAUCACCAACACCUUUGGCUCGGCCACGGGGUUCCUUGCUCCGUUGACUGUGGGGGCCAUCACCAGCGGCAAUCAAGGGUCACUGGCCGCCUGGAGAUUAGUGUUCAUUAUCACAGCCAUCAUCUACGUGGUCACAUGUACGCUGUACCUUUUGCUCAUGUCAGCCGAAGUCCAGCCUUGGAACGAGCCUAAAAGGGACCAGAAAAGGCGGGUGGGGCCCUCCGCAAGUUACGGGUCGAACCAAACACGAUGGUGAACAAGUCUUCAUCAUAACUUCUUGAAAAGGUUACUCAUCCUGAACAGAGGUUUACUGAAGCACGAGGAAGGAAAAUGAAUAGAUGGACAAGUAGUCUGCGUCGGUUUGUCAGGAUUUAUAAGCAAGAAAUGGUAGAUAGUUGUGUUGAUAAAUAAAUUGAAAAAUAGAUAAUGCUGUGAAAUGUAGAUACAUAUUUUAAUAUGUACAUAUACAUAUAAGUAUUGACAAUCCACUUGCAUUUUUUUUAUAUUAGUAUUUAUGUGAAACUUCCAAGACUAUGGAGCAAUCUCCUUACUUACGAAUAACAAACUACAAAUCCUAGAUUUCUAGAUUUCUUGAGUAGCAACACAUAGAAAUCAUGCCAUGUGUUAGGUGAUAAUAUAAAACACUCUACAAGUGAUAAGGUAAUCUUAAGUGUAUUUUUUAUAUACAUGAUCAGAAGCACCCUAGUUCAUUCCAUUAUCACAAGACUAUCAAUAACUUAUAUAUCUUGUAAUCAUUUGCAUAAUGUGUGAUUAAGUGAUAUGUCAUAGUCAUAAUCAUUCAGUAUUUACCAUCUCAUGCAGCCCCAGCAUGAGAUGGUAUAUGGAUAAACCGAAAUAGAAUGUUCCUUUGUGAAUUUUGAAUAAAAGUUAAAUCAAAG